Gracilinanus agilis (Agile Gracile Mouse Opossum) is the source of this 697-nucleotide messenger RNA. Its product is annotated as NEDD8-conjugating enzyme UBE2F-like. The record is from RefSeq and is a predicted model, not a curated record. Gene Ontology annotation, molecular function: NEDD8 transferase activity. Gene Ontology annotation, cellular component: nucleus. Gene Ontology annotation, biological process: protein neddylation. The transcript is spliced from 2 exons. Lineage: Eukaryota; Metazoa; Chordata; Mammalia; Didelphimorphia; Didelphidae. Bases 27 to 506 code for a protein of 159 amino acids.
GGGUUCCCAGGGUAAAGGUAGCAGGAAUGCUCACAUUGGCGAGCAAACUGAAGAGGGAUGAGGGCGUUAAAGGAUCCCGUCCAUCCGGCCCAGCCUCGGACUCCACACGGAGAGUGUCUGUGAGGGACAAGCUGCUCGUUAAAGAGCUAACAGUCACCCCAGAUGAGGGUCACUACCAGGGUGGAAAAUUUCAGUUUGAGAUAGAAGUCCCCGAUGCUUACAACAUGGUGCCUCCCAAAGUAAAAUGUUUGACUAGAAUCUGGCACCCCAACAUCACAGAGACGGGCGAAAUAUGUCUCAGCUUGCUGAGAGAACAUUCAAUCGACGGCACUGGAUGGGCACCCACGAGAACAUUAAAGGAUGUCGUGUGGGGAUUAAACUCAUUAUUUACCGACCUUUUGAAUUUUGAUGAUCCUUUGAAUAUUGAAGCUGCAGAGCACCAUUUACGGGACAAGGAGGACUUCCGGAAUAAAGUUGAAGAUUACAUUAAGCGUUACGCCAGAUGAUGAUGGAUGGCAGCCCAUGAUUUCGCACCUCCAAGUUGUAUCUGUCACUUAAAAAAAGAAAGAAAAAACAAAUAUUCAGCAUUUUCCUUCCCCUCCCCCCAACUCCCCGCCCGCCCCACUGGCUUGUACACAUCCCGUGACCGUGUUGUACCGAAGAAGAGAACCUUCCUAGCUGUCCAUUUUACAUGGAG